AUGAAGAGCACUUUAAGCUUUCUGCUUGUAUCUCUAUUCCUUUCGGUAUGUGUGGCAGUAAAUGGUGGAGAUCCUACUGAUGGCUUCACCCCUGUCCCUCUAACAGAUAAAAAUAUUGUGAUCCAAAAGCCAUAUAACAUUCCAUUAGACCAAAGGUAUAGCUUCAAAGAUGGAGUCCAUCGCAUGUGCGUCUAUGCUAAUGACAAGCCUCACAGUCCUAGCAGUCAUACUCAGCCUCGCACAGAAAUUCGCAUCAAAGGGCUUGACUACCAUUCUGGGGUUUGGCAAUUUGAAGGGUAUGGUUUUGUGCCAAAUGGAACAUCUGGGGCUACAGUAGCACAGAUCCAUGGUGCAUCCCACGGUGCCACCACAGCAAUACUGAGGAUAUACGAUGGAAAUAUGAGGUUCUACAGUGGAGACUUAAUAGCUAAGAAUCUCUAUGAUAAGUGGUUCAGGCUUAACCUAAUCCAUGAUGUGGAUGGAGGGACUGUGACUGUGUUCAUUGAUGGAGAGAAGAAGUAUCAAACGAAUGAUCAAGGGCCCGGUGACUUGUACUUCAAAUGUGGGGUCUAUGCUGCUCCUGCUCAUAUAAGCUAUUACAUGGAAUCCAGAUGGAGAGAUAUAAAAAUAUACAAAAAGUGA
Messenger RNA from Neltuma alba, 642 nucleotides. RefSeq names its product citrate-binding protein-like. NCBI's taxonomy places the organism in Eukaryota, Viridiplantae, Streptophyta, Magnoliopsida, Fabales, Fabaceae. Bases 1 to 642 code for a protein of 213 amino acids. The transcript has 2 exons. The record is from RefSeq and is a predicted model, not a curated record.